GACAGAUGGUCCUCCAGGCGGGGCGGGGCGAGUGGAACGGAGAGUCUACGCUUCACCCGCGGUCUCUGUCUCUGUCUCUGUCUCCGGGGCAACGGGCGGACGGGCUGAGCCGGUUUAGGAGCCGUUGCUGUGGACGGAGAGACAGGGACGCGAGCGGCCAUUGAAGGCGGCCAGGGUGCCGGUGAGCCCCCCCCCCCCCUCCCACCCAUCUGCUCGGAGUGCGGCUGAGCUUCGAUGGAGGACCACAUGACGGGUCACAACAAGGAGAAGCUUUAUGAGUGCGACGUGUGUGGCAAGGCCUGGCGGAGCCCGAGUCUGCUGGAGAUCCACCAGCGGGUGCACACAGGAGAACGCCCCUUCGACUGCUCGGAGUGCGGCAAGAGCUUCUCCCGCUAUGAAAACCUGCAGCGGCACAAGAGCGUGCACUCUGGCCAGAGGCCCUUCACCUGCUCCGUCUGCGGCAAGAGCUUCAAGAUUUUGAAUAACCUGAAGAGACACCGACAACUACACACGGGCGAGAAGCCCUAUGGCUGCUCCACCUGCGGCAAGAGCUUUACCCAGUUGUAUGGGCUGCAGGUGCACCAGCGGGUGCACAGCAGUGAGCUGCCCUUCACCUGCUCUGACUGCGGAAAAGGCUUCAAGUCGUCGCCAGACCUGAAGGUGCACAAGGGCUUGCACACAGGGGAGUGGCCCUAUACCUGCAGCGAAUGUGGCAAGGGCUUCACCCGCUUCAGAAACCUGCUGGGGCAUCAACACACCCACACUGGCGAGCGUCCCUACACCUGCACCCAGUGCGGUAAGGGCUUCACCCAGUCCACCAGCCUGCUGUCCCACCAGCGCACCCACACCGGGGAGCGGCCCUACACCUGCAGCGACUGCGGCAAGAGCUUCAGCCGCUCCGACACCCUGCUGUACCACCAGCGCACCCACACCGGCGAGCGCCCCUACACCUGCGCCCAGUGCGGCAAGGGCUUCUCUAAGUCCAGUCACCUGCUGUCCCACCAGCACAUCCACACCGGCGAGCGCCCCCACACCUGCGCCCGGUGCGGCAAGGGCUUCACCCGCUCCACUGGCCUGCUGUCCCACCAGCGCACCCACACCGGCGAGCGUCCCUACACCUGCGCCCAGUGCGGCAAGGGCUUCACUCAGUCCAGCAGCCUGCUGGAGCACCAGCGCACCCACACCCGCGAGCGCCCCUUUACCUGCGUCCAGUGUGGCAAGGGCUUCACUCGCUCCUCCAAGCUGCUGUCCCACCAGCGGGUGCACGCCGGCGACCGUCCCGUCCCCAGCCCGGUGUGUGGAGAGCGCUUUGCCAUGGCUUCCCGCACCCUGUCUCACUAGCGCCUGCACACCAGUGGCCAGCCCUACGACUGCCCGUACUGCGGUGAGGAGUUUGACAGCUCGUGGGGGUUGCGGCAGCACCGGAGGACCCACGCCGGCGAG
Amblyraja radiata (thorny skate) is the source of this 1443-nucleotide messenger RNA. Its product is annotated as zinc finger protein 239-like. Gene Ontology annotation, biological process: regulation of transcription by RNA polymerase II. Lineage: Eukaryota; Metazoa; Chordata; Chondrichthyes; Rajiformes; Rajidae. Bases 235 to 1341 code for a protein of 368 amino acids. Gene Ontology annotation, molecular function: DNA-binding transcription factor activity, RNA polymerase II-specific. The record is from RefSeq and is a predicted model, not a curated record. Gene Ontology annotation, cellular component: nucleus. The transcript is spliced from 2 exons.